AUGUUUUCUUUGCGACUGGGUACUUUGUUUGUUCUUUUGCAUGUUCUUUUUGUUUUUGGGACUGAGCUGACGUUUGAACUUCCGGAUAACAAAAAGCAGUGUUUUUACGAGGAGUUUGAGAUUGGCGCUAAGUUGGAAAUUGACUACCAAGUUAUUGCAGGGGGAAAUUAUGAUGUGGAUUGUUUUGCCACUGACCCACAAAACAAUCUGAUCUACGAUGCGAAGAAAAGACAAUAUGACAGCAUUUCCAACACAACGGCUCUGAAAGGAGUCUACAAAUCCCUGUUCCCAGACAUGUUACAAAAUACAGCACUCACCCAGCUGGAAUCGAGCUGUGUGACCAUCCAUGCUGUCCUGAAGGGGGUGGCUGAGUCCCAGACUUGGGCCAGACUUCGGGAGGCUCACGAUCGAAUGAAGGCAGAGCACCUUCUUGAACGUGUCACGUAUUGUGCGCUGUUCCACGUCACACGCACCGUGAGCGCAGGCCUGUCUCCCAGCGGAGGUUUGGGACCUGCUGCCGGCUCUUAUCAAAGACAAAACUAUGCGACAAAUAAACGCAUCAAAGUGGACAACCCAGUUGUGGAGAUGGAUGGAGACGAGAUGACCCGAAUAAUUUGGGAAUAUAUAAAAGACAAGCUGAUCCUUCCCCAUGUGGAUGUGGAGCUCCUGUACUUUGACUUGGGCCUGCCGUACAGAGACCAGACCAAUGACCAGGUCACUGUGGAGUCUGCUCUGGCCACUCUCAAAUACAAUGUGGCAGUGAAGUGUGCCACCAUUACCCCAGAUGAAGAUCGAGUAGAGGAGUUUAGACUGAAGAAGAUGUGGAAGAGUCCGAAUGGCACCAUCAGAAAUAUUUUGGGAGGAACUGUGUUUCGUGAACCAAUACUUUGUAAAAACAUCCCCCGUCUUGUUCCUGGUUGGAUUCAGCCCAUAAUAAUUGGCAGACAUGCAUUUGGCGACCAAUACAGGGCCAAAGACUUUGUGGUUGAUGAGCCAGGAAAGUUCAAGAUUGUUUUCUCUCCUGCGGAUGGAAGCCAACCCAAGGAAUGGGACGUUUUUAACUUUUCAUCUGGUGGCUGUGGAAUGGGAAUGUACAACACAGACGAUUCCAUCAGUGGGUUUGCUCACAGCUGCUUCCAGUACUCCAUCCAAAAAAGAUGGCCUCUAUACAUGAGCACCAAAAACACCAUCCUCAAAGCCUAUGACGGACGUUUCAAGGAUAUUUUUGAAGAAAUCUUUGAAAAAUUUUAUAAAGAAACAUUUGACAAGCUGAAUAUUUGGUAUGAACACCGCCUGAUUGAUGACAUGGUGGCGCAGGUUCUCAAAUCGUCUGGGGGCUUUGUGUGGGCCUGUAAAAACUACGAUGGAGAUGUUCAGUCAGAUAUCCUGGCUCAAGGUUUUGGCUCUUUGGGUCUGAUGACUUCUGUGCUAGUGCGUCCUGAUGGCAAAACUAUUGAAGCAGAGGCUGCACAUGGCACAGUCACCAGACACUACAGGGAACACCAGCGGGGAAGAGCCACAAGCACAAACCCAAUUGCAAGUAUUUUUGCUUGGACCAGAGGCCUGGAGCAUAGGGGGAAGCUGGAUGGAAAUCCUGAUUUAAUCAAGUUUUCCCAAACAUUAGAGAAAGUAUGUGUGGAAACAGUUGAAAGGGGCAUCAUGACCAAGGACCUUGCAGGCUGCAUUCAUGGUUUGGCCAACUGUAAAAUGGGUGAACAUUAUGUUAACACAUCAGACUUCUUGGACGCCAUCAAGACCAACCUGGACAAAGUGCUGGAAAAAAAUUAA
This is a messenger RNA of Knipowitschia caucasica, 1788 nucleotides long. The record is from the annotation of a GenBank genome assembly. NCBI's taxonomy places the organism in Eukaryota, Metazoa, Chordata, Actinopteri, Gobiiformes, Gobiidae.